UUUUAUGACUUUUUUUUUCCUUUUUUUUUUUUUCGACCACCCAGUGGACAUUUUUUCCAAAAAUUCUUGUAAACCAAAAAAUAAAAAAGGAGUGGCCUUACCAUUAAUAAAUAUUCUAGAACAAAUAAAAGUUGUACAGAUAAACAUUUUUUGAUAUUUCAUCAUGAUAUCAUCAUUUGAACCAAGCAUAUAAAAGGUGAAUUGUUUGUACCAUUGCGCCUUACUAAAUAAAAAAUAAAUUGAAUACAUCAGAUACCCUUGAACAAUGGCCGACAAAAUACCUCCUCUUACAAUCCUGAUCAUGAAUGUACAUGGUAACCCGACAGCUACCAGGAGGAGGCAGGCAAUUUCAAGGGUUAUAGAUGAUACACGUCCAGACGUUGUGUUGUUUCAGCAGUUUAGGUGGGCGGGCAUUCGUCGCCUAUACCGACUGUCACCAAGUUAUCAAUAUAAAAGACAUGAAAAUGCUAGUCUUAUGUAUGAUAGUGACACUGUAAGUGUUGAUGAUGAUGAUUUUCUCCAACUUGUCAUAGAUGAGAUUCUGGCUAUGCAAAACAUUUUCUAUCCUGUUCCCAGAAUGUGUUUCACUAAAGUAAUGCCAGAUACAAAUCCUGUAUAUGAAUUCAUCUGCAUAUCCUGGCAUGGGUGGUAUAAUGGGACGAAAGAGAAUGAAAGAAUAAAUUUAUUUAUGUUAUUUAUGGAGUUUCUAACAAAUUUCCAAGCAUUUUACGAUCUGCCAAUGCUUAUAGCAGGUAGCUUUAAUAUCAAAAGGGAAGAAAUUGAGAAUUUGGUACUGCCACCAUUUCACUUAUGUGGAUACAAUGCUUCAGAGAGACGGAUUGAUAAUGUCACUGACUUUUAUAUAAUUAGCGAAGAACUUCAUUUAGAGGGAAUAAGGCCGGUGGUUUUGGAAGAAGACGAGGAAGAAGUUCUUGACCACGAUCCAAUCAUUGCAACCCUUAGACCAAGGAUGUAAAAUGAACUGUGAACGAUGUUGCUAGUGGGAUAGUAUGUUUGUGGUUUGAAAUCAUACACCAAGAGCCUCUAGGAUAUCAAAUGAACAGUGAACGAUGUGCAAACGAUGUUGUUAGUGCGACAGUGUGUUUGUGGUUUGGAAUCAUACAAAGACAGCAUAAUACAUGAAAUCAGCAUAUAGGCCACACCAAAUUAAUGUUUUGUUCCUCGGAUUUUUGCCAAAUAAAAUUGGAGCGAGCGAGUGAAAAAAAAAAUUAAAAUACAAUUCUGUCAGUUUUCAUUAAACCCGAAGCGAGCGAAGAGCGAAAAAUAUUUUUUUCCUUAUAAUCAAUAUAAAUAAGAAAGAUUGUUCAAUAUAAUGCCCGUAAACCCAUUUAAAUGUCAUCUUGAACUGAGCCUCGAAUGGACAUUGGGAAAAUGUCGGAAUACCUACUAUUUAUUCAUCCGUGUUUAGUACAAACAUCAAAUUUCUUAUAUAAUUAAAACGUAUUUUAAUAUGACGAUCAUUCAUAAUAAAAAAUAAUCCUGCUUUUAGUAAAAAAAAUUUAACGACUUAUAUAAAUCUACCCGAAUCAGUUUAACAUGAUAUGCAACUGUAUCUAGACAUACUUAGGAUUUAUUUUGGAUUUGUAAAAAAUGAUUUUUACACGGGCAUCAUCAAACAUCAGACUCCAUAUAACAUAGACUAAAUUUUGUUUUUAUUAUCACAGGAAAUGCAAUGACAAGUGCUUAUCAAAACAAAAAGAACAAGGGUAUGUUUAGAAUUACUUUUAAUGCUUUUAUACACCAGCCAAUUGUAUAUGCCCCCCCCCCCCCCGCCAAGUCCGGAAUAGCAGGGACUUUGACUAUUGGUCCAUCCAAUCCCGGGUAAAAUACCCGACCUGCAGGGGGACACGCUGCCGGAUUAAAUCCCUGCCAAACGGCCCAGCACCCCGGGAUACCUAGGUGAGGCCUAUUCCCAGCUAUUUUCAGUGUGAAGACAAAACCACUGCAUUCACUAGGCACUGCGGGGCCACCUGAAAGGUAAAAACACAGCCCGUUGCCCCCGCUCUCCCCGGUAUACCCCUGGACCGGGGGCGAGGGUUGGGCGGGGCAGUGGUUACAAUUGACUGGUGCAUUAUAAUCCCGGAUUAUGGUGCAAAUGAAAACAAAAUUUAAGGUGAUAAAAACUUAGGCUUACCUAUGUUUAGGUCUAUUCAGACCAGUGUUUACACUGUAUCGCUAUUUGUGAAAAGAUAUUUGUUCAAAACUGUUGUUUUGUCAGAAUUUGAUCAAAAAUGAGCUUGAUACAUCAAUUUGGACCAAACAAUGACUCAUGUUCCUGUUAAGUUGAGCUGUCCAGCAUCGUCGUAACAAGGUAAACUUUUGGUCCCUUGUAUUAUGACUUGAAUAAAAUAGUACGAAGUUGAUCAUUCCGAUUUCCAUUCAAAACGAGUCACUAACAACGCAAUAUAAUAGCUACCUGUCUCAGAUACACAUGCUUUAUUGCAUACUUAUUGCUUUAAUUAAUGAUCCUUUAGUGCAUGAGACGAUGAACAAUGACUUCAAGCAUGCUCAAAACAUCUUUGUCAAAAAUAAGAUUUAAUUUCCAAAAUUCGUGCCACAUUGUUUAUACCGGAAGCCGCCAUUUUGAUUGAAUUGAUUGAAAGACCCAUGCUAAACCGAUCGAUAUACAGUAUAAAACACUACGCAUCGGUAGCUUCCCUUUACAAAAACACGAAAACUAGCGUAGAAAAAUAAUAAUUGAUUAUUUUUCAGUCUAUUAAAGAAUUAUUACCUGAAAAAAUCUUGUUGGCAAUCAAAAUGUAGGUGCCGGCGCACAAAUUUUUUUUUUUUUUUUUUUUUACUUUUUCAAAAAAAUAGGAACGGUAAAUCCGCGGAACGAAACAUCAAUUUGGUGUGGCCUUACUGUUUUCUUGUGUCCUUUACCAAACAAGCAAUUCUAUAUUUUGUUAUAUUGUUGUUUUAUUCCAUUACUUCUGACAUGUUACAGUAUAAUAUUUAUAUUUGAUGUUGUUUAAAAAAUGAAACUAGACCUAUCACUGAAUGUGAUUAAUAUCCUCAAAUGCCGACAUAAUAGGAAAUAGCAGUCAAAUAUUAAGAAAUGCCACCAAAAUUUGACAAUGCUGAGGAGGGGGUACUUUUUUGUUCAUUUUUAAAAUGACUUUUUAAAUAAAGGUAUUUUAAUUUUCUGCAGUGCACAAGCUUACAUGGCAAUCUUUAAUUGUUAAAAAUGUUCCUUUGCUCGAACUCCAUGUAUUCAUCAAUUUGUUUCUUCCAUGAACUUUAAUUUAAACUGUUAUCGAUAAUAAUGAAAAGUAAAAGAGGGAAAUAACUUGGGAUUGAAAAUCAGACAAAAGUCAUAAUCGAUCAUUGAAUAUAUUUGGACUAGCCAUUUCGAUCAAUCAUCAGUAUAUAUAACACAAACUGAACAUGUUAUUGAAUUAUAAAGUAUAUCCAUGAACAUACUGAUUUGUAUAUAAAUGAAUAAACAUUAUCAUAAUGA
Mya arenaria is the source of this 3481-nucleotide messenger RNA. RefSeq lists its product as uncharacterized. The transcript has 2 exons. The record is from RefSeq and is a predicted model, not a curated record. Lineage: Eukaryota; Metazoa; Mollusca; Bivalvia; Myida; Myidae. Bases 266 to 976 code for a protein of 236 amino acids.